Ambispora gerdemannii is the source of this 618-nucleotide messenger RNA. Lineage: Eukaryota; Fungi; Glomeromycota; Glomeromycetes; Archaeosporales; Ambisporaceae. The record is from the annotation of a GenBank genome assembly.
AUGAGUGGUUAUCGCAGGACUACAUUGUUUGUAGCUGGUUUUGGUUCUACCUUGCGCGCUCGCGAUUUGGCUUAUGAAUUUGAAAGAUAUGGACGUUUGAUUCGUUGUGACAUCCCAGCCCCAAGGAGUUAUCAAUCCAAGCCGUAUGCUUUUGUUGAAUUUGAAGACGAAAGGGAUGCUGAAGAUGCCUAUUAUGAAAUGCAUGGACGUAGGAUUUAUGGGCAUGCUUUGAAUAUCCAAUGGGCUAAGAAUGCACCAUCCAGAUCUUGGAGUAGAUCUCCUCGCUCUGAUGCUCGCCGUGGUGUAAGUCGUUCUCGAUCUAGGUCUGCUGAUCGAGAUCGUAAUACCGUUGAAGAACGUGGUAUUGAUGAAAGAAGGUCUAGGUCAAUAUCUCCUGUCAGAGGGAUUAAGCGUGAAUCUCGCUCACCUUCUCGUCCUCGCGAAGAAACCAGGGAAAGGAUAGAGAGAUCUUCUCCUAGAGAUAGAUCUAGAGAUAGGUCCCCAAGAGAUAGAUCCCCAAGAGAAAGGUCUGCAUCUCCAAGUGGUCGUCCAGGGUCUCAUUCCUCUUCAAGAUCUCCACGCCACUCCCAAUCCCGAUCACCACAGCCGCGUGAUUAA